AUGGCACCACCGCGGUCUCGAGUGCCACUGCUCUCGAUCCUCGCCCUCACAUCCCUUCUUCCCUACUCGACACAUGCCUUUGACUGCAAAGACAUCCUCGCUGAUGGCGCACACUUCAACUUUAAAGAACUCGGCGGGCCGCACAUAGUCCACUACCAGGAAUCCGAUCUCACCAAAGAACUCGAGUGGAAGUACAACUUCACCGUCGACAUCUGCAACUCUCUUAAAUGGCACAAAGGCGGGAGUCUGGCAACCGAGUGCCAUCACGGGGCCAGGGUGUGUGGCAUCAGAGAGAAUAUUGAUCUUAGCAAGGAUGACAACUCCACCAUCACCCCAAUCGACAUUGCAGGCACAUAUUCGACACAAAAUGGGAGGAAGAUCGAUGCCAAAUUCGAGAAUCUUGGACACUCCAAGAGCAACAAGGAUGCAGGACUAGAGGGCGUUAGGGCGACGCUGAACGGAGGCAGAUUUCCCUUCGACGGCAAAAGAGAGGGCGUGAACCAGCGCGCUAUCAUCGAGUUUGUUUGCGACAAGGAGCGGACAGGACUAGAAGGUGAUGAGAUGGACAAGAGCCCGCACGAAGACGGCGACAAGGACGACAAGGACGGCAAGGACAACAACGAAGGCGACAACAAGGAUGACAACAAGGAGGGUGACGACAAGAAAGAAGAGAAGCUCAGGCGAAGAGAGGACAAGGGCAAGGGUAAAUGUGAGGACAAUGACAACAGUCUGCGCUUCUGUGGUUACGAGUUGGAAACCGAAGAAAAGGACAAGAAAGUCCAAACACUGCGACUAGAGUGGCGAACCAAGUAUGCGUGUGCGGACGCGCCUUCGCCGGACGGUGGCUCACACUGGGGCUUCUUUGGCUGGUUCUUCAUCAUUCUUUUCCUUGCAAUCGCGGCCUACCUCAUCUUCGGCUCAUGGCUAAACUACAACCGCUACGGCGCCCGCGGCUGGGAUCUGGUUCCCCACGCGGACGCGAUCCGCGACAUCCCAUACAUUGCGAAAGACUUUGCGAGGAAGGUCAUGGGGACUGUUCAAGGAAGUGGCAGCAGAGGAGGCUAUGCUGCCGUAUAG
Alternaria atra is the source of this 1077-nucleotide messenger RNA. RefSeq lists its product as uncharacterized. The transcript has 2 exons. NCBI's taxonomy places the organism in Eukaryota, Fungi, Ascomycota, Dothideomycetes, Pleosporales, Pleosporaceae. Bases 1 to 1077 code for a protein of 358 amino acids. The record is from RefSeq and is a predicted model, not a curated record.